AGGCUAAAUAGAGGAGUGUUUUUGUGAAGGAGAACAAAAGCUAAACGGAUAAUUCCUUCUUCCGAUUAUUAUGUUGUGUUGUUGAUAUGGCGUCACUCGUCACCCCAGCGCAUGUUAGCAACACCAAACCCUUGCACUGUUCUACUCGGAAGGCUAACCGUGUGAAGUGUGAACUUUCACCGCCAUCAUGGAGAGAAGGCCGGCGAAUGGUGUCCAUCUCUCUACUUCUUUCCCCCUUCCUUCUCACUCCUAACCGUGCUAAUGCUGAAGGAAAUUUUAUGGAUAAAUAUGUUAAGAGAAAAAAGCUAGAGCCUCUGGAGACUUAUGUACCCGCUGUAAUACUCACACAGUUCCAGAUCGAGGAUUUGGAUAAAACAUUAGAGGGCAAUGAACCCCAGUUUGCCCUCUGCCGGUCUCUACUUCGUUCUGGGCCUGCAGCAUCUCUUCGUAUAAAUAUUCGAGCAGUUGCGCAAUAUGCUUCAGACAGUGGCAAUGGUAAAGCUGCUUUCAACAAUGUCGAUGAAUGUUUGAGGUCAAUUGAGGAACUCGACUCCUUGCUUCUGCGUGCAUCAAGAAAUGAUCCUGGCGCCUCAGUCAAAUCAAUGAAGACAAACGUCAAAUCUGCCCUUAUUGCUCUAGACAGCCUCUUACAAACAGUACCAUCGGAUGUGCUAAGUAAGGGAAAGGUUAUAGCUGAUUCAUACUUGGAGGAUCGGGAAGACGUCGAAACAGAGAGCUUGGACCCUGGUUUAAAGCAAUUAGAAUCAAUACUAUGAAAAUAGCCUUGUUUAUAUCUCUAUACCAACCUGUAUUACUUUCUCACCUCUAUGUUCCCAAUCAUUGUUAUCCUCACAUGUUCAUAUUCAGUUGAAGAAACUGAAUUUGGUGCUUCAUUGCAUCUGCAUCUUCAUAAAUUAAACAAAUAAUAAAAGGAUUCAAGGUUCUUCUAA
Vicia villosa (hairy vetch) is the source of this 950-nucleotide messenger RNA. RefSeq lists its product as uncharacterized. The record is from RefSeq and is a predicted model, not a curated record. Lineage: Eukaryota; Viridiplantae; Streptophyta; Magnoliopsida; Fabales; Fabaceae. The transcript has 7 exons. Bases 87 to 776 code for a protein of 229 amino acids.